AUGCCCAUCUACUCCAACCUCUACUCGAAUUUCAUCCGCCAAGGAUCCCAAUUCGCAAAAUCCAUCACCUCUCAUGGCUACGCGCAGUCCGUCGUAGCCGCCACCCACCCUCAUGUUCUAAACAGCCAGAACCGCCCCGUCUUUGCGCGGAGGCACACCAACAGACAAGGACGUUUCGCUGCCUUCCAGCUUAGUUCUGCCUUCCACAGCGACCGCACCACCGCCACCCUUCUUGACCACCGCCUUGCCUUCAACCAUGGCGGCCUCGAUGCCUACUUUGACGCUCUGAAGAAGAAAGAGGCCGCUGGCGAAGUUGAGAAUGAAGAGUGGGAGCAGUACGAGUUCCCCAAACUUCUCGAGUGGAAGCCCGAUGCCGACGCCGUUCUCACAAGCGAAGAUGCCCUCGCCCAAGCCAGCGAGCACGAUGCCAGCGCCCAGGCAGAGACCAUUCCCCGACCUAUGACGCCGGAGGAGGCUGCUGCCCUCGCCCAUAUCGACGCUGCUCUCCAACUCGAGAUCGAAGCUCGCCAGACCCGUGUCGAAGACGACGUCGCCUCUGUACACUCGCGCGCCGCUAGCCCUGUGCGCAUUUCCCGCAGUGCCACUCCUGUCGACCCCCAGUCCCAGUCUUACGCUGAGCACUUGCUCAAGCUAUCCUCUGCUGGUCGCCAUGCUGAGAUCCCUGCCGUCUUCGAGGCUAUGCUGGCCACCGGCGUCAAGCCUAUUGCUGGUGCCUACAACGCCCUUUUGCUUGCUGCUAUCCACAUCCCCAUCAAGAAGAUUGAAGUUGUUUCCAAGGCUCUUGAUGUGUAUGCCGACAUGCUCCGUCGUCGUAUAACUCCCGACAGCCAAACCUAUGACAUCCUAGUCAGAAUGUUGGCCUCGCGCUGCCUCGAAGUUGCAAGCAUGAAGGCCGUGCUUGAGGAGAAGCGUGUGCGGUUCGGCGGCAUGGAGGAGCCUGGCAAGUUUAUGCUCGCUUCUCAUGAGUUCGAGCAUGCUAUUCUCUGCGAAGAUGACAGACUUGAUCUUGCCAUCAAGCUGUUUGAUACCUCUGUUGACGCUAGGACUGCGAAGUUCUCUUCAACCACCUACUCGCAGCUCAUCUCUGCUUGCGCCCGGGCUGGCCGCGUUUCGGAUAUGCUUCGACUCUUUGAGCAUAUGGAGGACACCCGCACUGUCCCUCAUGCCGAGGUUUUCCCCACCAUGAUCACCGCCUAUGCUACAGCCGGCGAUCUUAUCAGUGCUGUUGAGUGCUACAACGAAUACCGUAGCCUCGCUGUUGCCAACGACACCGGCAACUCCACCCUGCGCGAUCGUAUGGAUGCUCAAGUCUACGCCUCUGUCAUUAACGCCUAUGUCAUUUCAGACAAGAUUGAGGGCGCCAUGAAGUUCUUCAAGAAGAUUGUUGAUGAGUAUGGUGUUCGAUUUACCGACAUCAAGGAUGCUGUCAUCAGCACUGGAUUUGUCAAGGGCUUCAUCUCGCGCGGUAUCCUUGAGGAGGCAUUGUACUGGGCUCAAUCUAUUGAGGCACAGGUCCGCCCCCAGGCCUUUGCUCGUGUUGCCAUUGAAGCUGCCGAUAAGAACGAGGUUGCUACCGCCACUGAAGCUUACAACGGCAUUUCUGGCUCCUUUGACAUGCUUCAGGCCCCUGCCAUGGCCAUGCUUGCCAUGAGCGUCCGUGAAGGCGACGUUGCCUCCGCCACCAAGUACUGGCACGUUCUCAGCCAACCCGAAGUACGUGCUACGGCCGCCUUCAUUGAGCCGACCACCAUGUACGCCGUUGCCUUGAUUGGCUCCGGCCAGAUUGCUGAAGGGCUCGCUCAGUCUGAAAUCAUGUUCCAGAGGAUCAGUGCCUCCGAAUCUAGCGCACGCACCGAGCUUGCCGAGGAGAUCGAGGAAGGCGUCGACUUCAUUGCUCGCUACAUGGAGAGCCGUGGCAUUACUGACCCCCGUGAGCUAGCUUCACAGGUCUCUAGUGCGCCCCAGCAGGCCAUCAGCGCCUCUCCCUUUAUGUCCACCCUCUCCGUCUCGUCUUUUGAGGAUAGCUUCGAUCCGUAUGCUCAUAACACCGACUUCAAAGGUUCUUCUCUCAUUGCCGACGAUCUCGAGGGCAGCCAUGGCCGCAAGGGUCCUCGCCUGAGUGAUGCACUGAACCGAUUCCGCAACAUGCGCCGUGCGGGCCGCCACCCCCGAUACAUAACCUACGCCAAGCUCAUCUCAGCUGCGGCUAGAGAGGGCAAGAUGGAUCUGUGCCAGGAUAUUCUCGGCAUGGCCCGCGCUGAUGUUCCUCUGCUUGCUCAGUAUGCUGUUGUUCGCUACGGCUGGUCUUCCAUUCUUGAUGCUAUGGUCGGCGCAUGCCUGACCGUUGGUAACCGUGGUCGUGCUGAGCAGUACCAUCAGGAGCUACUGGAGAUGGGUGCUGCCCCCUCCGCCAACACCUUCGGACUGUACAUCACCACUCUCAAGGACUCUACCAAGACUUUCGACGAAGCCUCCGAGGCGGUUCGCAUUUUCCACCGCGCCAAGACAGAAGGCGUUGAACCUAGCUCUUUCUUGUACAAUGCCCUGAUUGGCAAGCUCGGCAAGGCUCGCCGCAUCGACGACUGUCUGUUUUACUUUGCUGAAAUGCGCGCUCUUGGUAUCAAGCCUACGUCGGUUACCUACGGUACUAUUGUCAAUGCCCUGUGCCGUGUCAGCGACGAGAAGUUUGCGGAGGAGCUAUUUGACGAGAUGGAGUCGAUGCCCAACUACAAGGCGCGCCCUGCACCGUACAACAGCAUGAUGCAGUUCUUCCUGACCACCAAGAGAGACAAGGCCAAGGUCCUAGCUUACUUUGAGCGUAUGAAGGUCAAGGGCAUCGCCCCCACUUCGCACACUUAUAAGUUGCUGAUUGAUACGCACGCCACUCUCGAGCCCGUCAACAUGGCCGCUGCUGAGGAAGUCAUGGAGCAAAUGACUGCUGCUGGUCAGCAGCCUGAGCCUGUUCACUAUGCCUCGCUCAUCCACGCUAAGGGUUGUGUUCUGCACGAUCUAGAUGGCGCUCGCAAGAUUUUUGACUCGGUCACCGAGAAGAGAUCUGUACCCGUCAACGCUAGCCUCUACCAGGCUAUGCUUGAAGGCAUGGUUGCCAACCACCGGGUGGCCGAUACGGAGCCUCUUCUCGCCCAGAUGCGCCAGCGUCGGGUCGAGCUUACACCUUACAUCGCCAACACUCUGAUUCACGGCUGGGCUGCGGAGAGGAAGCUCCCCAAGGCUCAGGCCAUUUACGAUGCUGUACCCCGAGAGAAGCGAGAGCCUAGCACGUACGAGUCCAUGACGCGGGCAUUCCUCGCCAUGGAGCAGCGUGACGAAGCCAAGUCUGUUGUCAGCGAGAUGCUUACCCGCGGCUACCCCAGUGCUGUUGUCAACAAGGUGCUGGAGCUGCUCGGUGGUGGCCAAGAACAGGCUCAGCUCUAA
Molecule: messenger RNA, 3456 nt
Organism: Cordyceps militaris CM01
Lineage: Eukaryota; Fungi; Ascomycota; Sordariomycetes; Hypocreales; Cordycipitaceae
Product: pentatricopeptide repeat protein
Exons: 1
Coding region: 1-3456 (1151 amino acids)
Molecular function (GO): protein binding
Source: RefSeq, a predicted model, not a curated record